GUAAAGAGGGCUCCCCUACAACCGGAGCCCUGCCCCGGGGGGCGCUGCGCUGCCCACCUUCUGCUACGGGUGAGAUUCAGUCGCUGGGCGCUCUGCCCGCUCGCCCUGACGCCCCUCGACCCCCGCAGGCCGCUCUCCGUUCCUCACGGCGAUGGCCUCGCUCAGUCUAUCCGAGUUGCUGGACGCGGCCAUCGGGACGCCCGAAAUCGGGGCCGUCAACUUCACGGCGCUGUACAGCCUGCUGCGCGCCAUGCUGCAGCACCUGGGAAUGCAGCACCUCCCGGCCGCGGGGCGGGCAGCGGCACCCGGGGAGCGUCCCGAGCAGCGGGGCGUUGCGAGCAGCUCCACAGCCCCUGAUGCGCUGAAGGAGGAGAGCGAAGGAAAGGAUAGCGAUGACUUCAGGGGCUCCAAGGACCUCCUCGAGGAACUCGGUGGGAUGAAAGCAGCGCAAUCCCAAAUGGGAGAGGAGCUAAGGAUGAUUAAGGGGAUGCUGGGCCUGGAGGACGGCCAGGACUCCACGGCACAGCAGUGGGGCCGCCGUGAUGGGGUGAGGUCAGACAGUGAUGUGGGACAGCCACAAAAGCACCUUGAGCCCGUGCUGGGAGCUGACAGGGACCGACUUUCAUCCUCUGAAUCCUCCGAGUCUGAUGAUGACACCCAACAUGAGGAUGGCCUGAGGAGACCUGCAGGGGGACGGGGGACACAGUCUGUGCCCACAGCUGGCAGAGAGACUGCAGGAACACAGCCUGAUUCCCUGGGGGCACAACCAAAGAUGAGGAGGGCAUCACAGACCCCUGAGAAGUGGGCAGGCACUGCCUCAGAUCAAGCAGGGACAUCUGGUGCCACUGCCACCACCCCAGGGACACAGCCAGGGUCCCCUGGCACCCAGGUCACCACUCCAGGGAUGCAGCCGGGGUCCCCUGGUGCACAGACCAUGACCCCGGGGACACAGCCAGGGUCCCCUGGCACCCUGGGGGCACAGCCAGCACCCCUGUGGUCCCAAGGAGGAGCAGUGGGGGCUCAGCCAUCCCCCCCCAGCACAGCACCUCACACUCAGACCAUCCCCUCCAAAGCCACCCCUGGUGCCAUGGGGGCAGGGGUGGAUGAUGUACGCUCCAAGGGCAGAGAUGAAGCUUUGCAGCUCUUAUCACCCACUGCUCUGGGAGCUGAGACGUCCCCUGGCAUCGACACUGGUUCCACAUCCCUUGCACAAGGGCUGGCAAUGCCUGAGGUCUCUGGCCAGGACGUGGGCACAGCGGAGGCUCUCAAGCAGCUCAGCCACCUCUGCAGUGCCCUGGAGGAGCGGGUGGCCCAGCUGGAGGCCACAAAGUCAGACCGCACCGAGCUGGAGGAGCUGCGUCUGCCUUUCCUGGAGGAAGGCCAGGAGAGCAUCGCCAGCGUGCUGACCGACCUCCAGCACCGCGUGUCUGCGCUGCAGGGCAUGGCCAGCGACCUGCAUGGAGAGAAGGAGAAGAUCAAGCAGCUGCAGGACGCCUUCGGGAAGCUGGGGGUGAUGGGGGCCGAUGGGAAAGUGGACGGCAGCCUGCAGCUGGGGUCUGUGCUGCAGGAAAUGAGGAGGGAGCUGAAGGAGCUGAGGGAGAAGCAGGAUGCAGCCAAAGCCAUGCUGGAGCAGCUGGUGGCCGACACUGCCAACGGCCUGCAGGAGCAGCUGGACGAGCUGCGCUCCGUGCUGGGCAGCACCACGCAGCCCCCCAGCAGCGCAGAGCAGGAUGAGGCCCCGUGCCCGGUGUGCAGCACAGAUGUGGGGGCACAGCUGGGGCGGCUGCUGCAGCGCUACGAGCAGCUCCAGGAGUUGGUGGAGUCGGUGUCAGCACGGCAGGCGGCGGGCAAGGCGGGCAGGCAGCGGGCGGGCAGGGAGCAGCAGGACGAGGAGCUGCUGAAGCACAUCCAGGCUGCCAUCACUCGGGUGCAAGGGGACUGUGAGAAGCUCAGCUCUGUCACUGGGAACCUCAUGGAUGACCGCCACCAGAGGCAGAGGGACAUUGAGGCUCUGUUCCAGUCCCUGGAAAGGCUGGAGAAGGAGAAGGUGGACAAAGAAGAGCUUGUGCUGGAGAUCGACGUGAAGGCCGACAGAGCCGCCCUGGCCGGCAAAGUCAGCUGUGCCCAGUUUGAUGCAGCCAUGGAACAGCUGAACGGAAUGAUUGGGGAGAUGCUGAGCAAGGUGACGGGGCAGGAGCAGGACUGGCACCAGGUCCAGCAGAAGCUCAUUGAGGAGCUGGACUCCAAGUUGGAUCGCCUGGAGUUGGCCCCGCUGCGGCAGCAGCUGGAGGAGCGCUGGAGGAGCAUCCUGAAGCAGCUCAAGGAGAAAACACCGCGGGUGGAGGCUGAUGAUGCUGCAGGGAUUCGGAAGCAGCUGCUGGCCCAUUUCCACUGCGUGUCCUGCGACCGUCCCCUGCACAUGCUGGUGCCUGGACCGCACAUUGUGACCAUUCCACCGCUGCCACCGCUGCCUUCCCGCGUGGCCGUGCGUCCCCGUGCCACCUUCCAGCCGGAGCAAGGCCACAGGGAGCAGGGGCCCCUGUCUGGGUUCCUGCAGGUGCCGCGGCGCUGCGGGGGGCAGCACACCGUCACCCACCCACUGCAGCGCUGCCCAUGGCCCCCACACCUCCCAGCCUACGGCCCCACGCCGCCUCAACCCCAUGGCGGCAUCACCAAGGAGCAGGGCGAGAUGGAGCUGCUGGGCCAGGAUGGGCACAUCUACAAGGGCCGGUGGGACGCUCAGCUGCCUGCCCUCGCAGGGAAGGAGGGCUCACUGAGGGAUAAGCCCAAGCUGUCCCCCAGGCACUGGGGUGCUCAGGACACCAACUUCCUGCCCGUGAGGCCCCAGAGCGCCCUGUCCCCACUCAGCCGGCCAGGCACCCCCAGGCUGCUGGAGCAGCGCCCAAUGUCAUCCCACGGCCGCCUGCCCCACCUGUGGCCACCGCAGGGCAAAGAAAGCCCCACAGCAGAGAGAGGAGGGGGAACCCCAUCUGAAACCCACCCAUGGGCACCAGGUGGACCCACGGGCUGCAGCCAGUAGCAAUAAAGAGCAGUGGAUGAGAUGCAUCUGCAUGGUCAGGGUAGAGAUGGGGUUGGUUUUGCCUUCAGCAUCCCUCUUCUGUUUGUAUGGACACUUUGUCCUUCACUACCUCCAUCCAUCCAUCCAUCCAUCCAUCCAUCCAUCCAUCCAUCCAUCCAUCCAUCCAUCCAUCCAUCCACCCAUCCAUCCAUCCAUCCAUCCGUCCAUCCAUCCAUCCAUCCAUCCAUCCAUCCAUCCAUCCAUCCAUCCAUCCAUCCACCCACCCAUUCCCCAUCCCCACUCCUUGCUGCCCAUGCAGGUUAUGGGGCUGGCCCUCACCCCCCUCCAACUGGCACCUCAGUGCGGAUGCAGGGGGACACAGGGCUGGGAUUUUCCCAUCAUGCACUCAGAGCAGCAUCAUACACACGCAGCAUCCUUUAUCCUGAGCCCCAAGGGGUGAAUGCUCACACAGGGCAUCCCCUGCCCCACCUGCUCCCAGUGCAGGAGCUGGGACUCCAUGUCCCUGCGACUCCAUGUCCCUGCCUCACCACAUUGGAACCCAACAGUCCAUCUACUUAAAUCACAUUUCACAAGGCCCUGAUUUACUGCUGCAGUGACUGCAGCUGCUCUGCGCUGCUCCCACCUCCCCAGACGUGUUUGUUUGGGGUUUAUUUUCCAUGGGGGGAGGGCAGUGAGGCUAUGAAGGCAGGAUGGUGGGGGAGGCACCAACAAACGGGUCUGGGCAGUGCAAAAAGAGGGGAAACAGAGCAACAGGUUAAGGCUCAGCUGGGACACACUGAGCUCAGCCCCCCACCCCAUCAGUGCCCACCCACACCGCCGGUCCCAUAAGCACCAGCACCCCUUCAACCCCAGUGCUGCUGCGCUCAGAGCAGGUAAGCAGACCUGGAUGGGCUUUGCUUUCCCUUUGUAGAGCCUCCCUGUCCCUACCUGUGUGUCCCCAGACCCACUGCACCCCAGGUUCGGGGGGUUUCGCCCCAUUUUCUCAUUGCAUGCUGAGCUGGGGGUCGAGUUGGAAAGGAAUGCCAAGGUUGGGGCUGUUAUGGAAGGGCGCUGUGCUCCCCCAGCAAAGAGAAGAGGCAGGGACAGCUGCUGUUAAAAAAGUGAUUAUUAUUAUUAUUUUUUUUUUAAUUCUUUUUAAAUUAAUAAAAAACCUUUGAGCUGUUUGCUGUUGUUUUCUGUCCGUUUUUUUUUUUUUCUCUUUU
Messenger RNA from Lagopus muta (rock ptarmigan), 4242 nucleotides. RefSeq names its product glutamine rich 2 (gene QRICH2). The transcript has 18 exons. Lineage: Eukaryota; Metazoa; Chordata; Aves; Galliformes; Phasianidae. The coding region runs from base 152 to 3040 and encodes 962 amino acids. The record is from RefSeq and is a predicted model, not a curated record.